This is a messenger RNA of Rhinichthys klamathensis goyatoka, 1327 nucleotides long. It is a transcript of the gene actmap, whose product is annotated as actin maturation protease. The coding region runs from base 347 to 1282 and encodes 311 amino acids. Lineage: Eukaryota; Metazoa; Chordata; Actinopteri; Cypriniformes; Leuciscidae. The transcript is spliced from 7 exons. The record is from RefSeq and is a predicted model, not a curated record.
CUCGGGUGUCACGCCGUCGAAUAUAUAACACGCCGCUUCUACUAUUGACUUGUAACCAUUUUGAUUUGUUUAAGUAAAAAUAUAUCGUAUUUUUUUUAAUCAAUCGGGAUAUUUAGUAUUUUUAUUGUAUUUUUGCAUUCACGACCAUGGCCGUAUAUUACCUUAUUUGGUAUCCCCUAUGUAGAGAACACUACCCAGUUCACAGCAGAUAGUGAAAUAACUUAACUUAAUGGACGCUGAUGUGGAUUCGUGUAAUUUAAUUUUGCGAAUGCUUAUAUACUUACCUCGUGCACUCGUUGCAACAUUGUUUUGAUGUCGGUUUAUUGGAAACAACAUUGUAAUCAGCAUGUCUGUGGAGAAUGUUUCACCUCUUCCUCCUCCUCCUCCUCCUCCUCCUCCUCCUCCUCCUCCUCCUCCUCCUCCUCCUCCUCCUCCAUCACUGGCUCCCUCAGUGUCCAGCAAGAAGAAGCUUUACCAGGCUUUAUCAGAGGGAAGGGCCCCUGUAGAGGGGGACCAUGAAGAGGCCAGGAUUAUUAUAGGACAGAGAGAAAGCAGUUUUAGGAAGGAUCUGCAAUGGUUGCUGUUCAAUAAGUAUGUGCCUUCACUCAUUCAAGAUGGUCCACAAUGUGGUCUCGUGGCCUUAUGGAUGGCGGCUCAUCUACUUCAUCCUCCAGAGACGCUGGUCAUGGAGACACUGGUCCAAGCCGCAAAACACAACGCCUACACUGAACAAGGAGAGAUGUUUUCUGCCAGUGACAUGGCCAAGCUGGCGGAGGAAGUGUGUGGGUGCAGAGUUCAGAGGUUAUCAGGAGGCAUGAUGGGAGAAAACACCGCUGUCAUUCUGAAACACCUCGCUGGCGGACAGCCUGUUCUUAUACCAUAUGAUGAGGAUUUUAAUCAUGAACCCUGUCUACGCAACGGCCACAAAGCCCACUGGGCAGUCGUCUCAGGUAUAUUACUAGGCUUAAGACAGGGGUGUGUGGACAGCAAACACUUCCCUCCUGACGUCACACUUCCCUGGCUCCAUCUCUCUCAGAACGAGGCCUGUGUCUCUUGGCCGAUGGAGGGCAUUGAAGAGGUGUUUGUUCUGGCGAAGCAGGGGAAGAGUCUCCGUUACCAGCUGUGGAAGUUUGAGGUGCUUACACAGAGCAACAGCCAGCUCAAGGAACUGGACCCUCAGAGAGCCAGCGAUGGGACGCGUUACGUGGUUCCUCUCGGAGGCGUUCAGGACGGUCUGGCAGGACAAGUGCUUUUGCUUCACACAAACACACAGAUGAGCUGAUCAAAAACACCAAAGACUCGUCGUCUUCACACUGGAUGAGCUGUG